Messenger RNA from Artibeus jamaicensis (Jamaican fruit-eating bat), 818 nucleotides. Its product is annotated as ADP-ribosylation factor-like protein 6-interacting protein 1. The record is from RefSeq and is a predicted model, not a curated record. NCBI's taxonomy places the organism in Eukaryota, Metazoa, Chordata, Mammalia, Chiroptera, Phyllostomidae. Bases 1 to 591 code for a protein of 196 amino acids. The transcript has a single exon.
AUGAUGGCAAAGGGAGAUAACCUUAGCACCAACUUGCUGGUGGCAGAGACUGCAAGUCUGGAAGAGCAGCUGCAAGGAUGGGAAGAGGUGAUGCUGAUGGCUGAUAAAAUCCUCCCAUGGGAAAGACCCUGGUUUCCACCUGCCAUCAUUGGUGUGUUUUCUUUGGUGUUUCUGACCACCUACGGUCUAGAUCCAUCUGUUCUUUCCUGUGUUUCCUGUUUUGUUAUGUUUUUGUGCUUGACUGACUACCUUGUUCCCAUUCUAGUGCCUAGAAUUUUUUACUCUAAUAAAUGGACUACUGAGCAGCAGCAAAAACUCCAUGAAAUUUGUAGCAGUCUAGUAAAAACUCGAUGCAGAGCUGUGGGCUGGUGGAAACACCUCUUCACAUUAAAGGAUGAAAAGCUAAAAAUAUACUUCAUGACCAUGAUCAUUUCUUUUGCUGUGGUUGCUUGGGUGGGACAGCAGGUCCACAACCUUCUUCUGACCUACCUGAUAGUGACUUUCUUAACUGAUGCUUCCUGGACUAAAACAAUCUGGAGUUAUUUUGAAGUACAUUGGAAUGACCAAAAGGGAGAUGAACAAGCUUCUUAAGCAAAAAGAAAAGAAAAAUGAAUAACGUCUUCUUCAUUAAGUGUGAUUAAUGAUGUGUAUAUUGAUUGUCCUUGGGAACAGUUUCUAUUAUCUGGAUACUAAAGUGUUACAGAAGUAGCUCUUUGCUCUUCACUCCUUCUUCCCUUAGUUACUAGAAAAUCAGACUUGCCACACAAGGCUUUUAUACAUAGUAUCUUCGUGUCAAGUGUAUCUGGGUGCAUUGUCAU